CCAAAACUGUGCACAUGUUUUAUUGGAAUGUGUGGAAUUUUUUGCCGAAUUAAUCAGAGUACAGUUAGCUGUACUGAAAUAAAUAGUACACUAAAAACAGUCCUAAAUAAUCGUGGUCCAGAUGCGCAGGGUACGCUACUUCUUGACAAUGUUUUACUCUCCGGCAGCGUCUUGUGGCAACAGGGAGAAAGUAUACAAAAACAGCCGGUUAUCGAAGGGGACUGUGUAUUGUUGUUCAAUGGAGAUUUGUACAACGUGGAAAAACCUGCCUCAAUGUCAGACACACUAUGGUUAGCUAAGAGGUUGUCUGAUUGCCACUGUGAUGAAGAGAUUCUUUCUGUCCUGAAGGUGUUGGAGGGACCAUAUUGUUUGAUAAUGUAUAAAAAAACAACUAAAAUGCUUUACUUUGCCCGAGAUGCACUUGGUAGAAAUUCAUUGAUUUUAGAGCAUAAUCAGCAAGGAUUGCAAUUAUUGAGCACCUCAUUUUACUCCGAGAUCGAUGGGCUAUCAACACUGGAAUUGCCGCCGUUGGGAUUGUACAAAUUAAAAAUUGACAACUUGAGCAGCUGUGAACUAUAUCCCUGGCAGACCCUGAAUCUAUACACAAACCAGCAACUGGACACACUUGAUUUGGCAAUGGGCUGGAAAACGAUAAUCAAGAGUACAAUAUCACCAGAUUGGCUGUUUAGAAAACAACUAGAUUUUGAUUACAACUUCUACAAAUUUGAUUAUAUCAACAACCAUGAAGAGCUUUUUGAAAACUUGCUUAGUUCUCCUGAAAUUCAAUCAGCAUUAGCAACCUUUGAUAAGUUACUUCAAGGCUCUGUAUCAUCACGAGUUAUAACGCCCCCCUUUUGCCGUGAGUGCUUAAAGAUUGACCAAACCACUGACAAAUGUACACAGGCUAAAGUGUGUGUACUCUUUUCUGGUGGCAUCGAUUGCAGUGUUUUAGCUAUCCUGGCUGACAGAUAUGUACCAGCUGGAGAGCCGAUAGAACUGAUUAAUGUAGCAUUUGAAAGAAUUACUGCACAAAAUACAGCUGCAACACAGGAAUACUGGAAUGUUCCAGACCGCACGACUGCGUUUCAGUCGUAUACUGAGCUGAAACGUAUCUGUCCCAAGCGGUGUUGGAACCUAAUAGAAGUGAAUGUGACACGCGAGGAGUUGCAUCUUCAACUCUCACAACAUAUCCAUCAUCUUAUUUACCCCCUACAGACAGUGUUGGAUGAGAGUCUAGGCUGUGCAUUUUGGUUUGCCACCCAUGCUGCAAACUCAUCUGCCAGAGUUGCCAUCAUUGGCUCGGGUGCUGAUGAGUUGUUCGGAGGAUAUAGACGCCAUCGAAACGCUUUUAGACAUUGUCCUGGCGACGACCAGGAGCGUGAGCUUGUUGUACAGAAUGAACUUGAGAAGGACUGGCAGAGAAUACCUGCUCGAAAUUUAGCGAGGGAUGAUCGCGUUAUUGCGGACAAUGGAAAAACAGCACGUGCACCUUUCAUCGAGGAGAAUGUUGUUCAAUUUGUUCGGUCUCUAGAACCGAAACAGAAAUGUUGCUACAGCUUCCCGGAAGGUGUCGGUGAUAAAUUGCUAUUACGGUUGUAUGGAUAUCAACUGGGUCUGCGGGACGCGGUGCUGUUCAAAAAGCGAGCUAUACAAUUUGGUUCAAGAAUUGCUGACAAGAAGCAGAACGCAGCACAGAAUUCUGUUUACUUAAAGUUUAAUCUCGCUAACUCAUUUGAAAACAAAUAAAUUCGAGUUUGAUUG
Molecule: messenger RNA, 1761 nt
Organism: Drosophila subobscura
Lineage: Eukaryota; Metazoa; Arthropoda; Insecta; Diptera; Drosophilidae
Product: asparagine synthetase domain-containing protein CG17486
Exons: 1
Coding region: 28-1746 (572 amino acids)
Molecular function (GO): asparagine synthase (glutamine-hydrolyzing) activity
Source: RefSeq, a predicted model, not a curated record